AUGGUUCAGCCUUCUUUCUCCCAUCCUCGAUCUGAUCCCACUCCUUCAACAUCAGCUUCUCCCACAGCGACAUUAGACACUUUUCUGGAUAAUCAACAUCAGUCGUAUUUCGAAGAACUGUAUAGAUCUGAAGCAGUAUGCCUGUGUAUACUAAGAUCUUUACCGCCUGUGUGUAGACAUAUAAUACUUCAUCAUCUAUGGUCACACCAACCUCUCCGAACUGCCGAAGUGAAGUCAUUCCUACAGAUGGACAUCAAAGCCUCUUUACAAGAGGUGGACGAGGUCAUGAGACCAGCUCUGAACCGAAAAAUCCUCCAUCCAAUUGUACAUAAAAAAGCCAAAAUGCUAUACCCGUUCAACGAUUCGUUCAAAAAGGGGCUAAGAAAUGCUUUGACUGGACUGGGAACAUCUAACUCUUUUGGUGUGCCAUAUGACAGAGAGGAGAAUGAUGAGGUUCCAAGCCAGGAGGAAUUAGUUGCAUACGGAGAAGAUGCUUUCGAAGGAAUACUGAAAUACAUGGUGUCGUCUGGGCUAGGAAUAGGGUUUUCAGUAGCUAGACCUCAAUCUGAAGUGUUGGAGCUACUACAUACCAGUGGACUGAUGAUUGAUCCUAAUGAUCCAACCGGUCAAAAUCCCAAUAUCAAUCGAUUGACAAUCACCUCAAAAGGUUUUCAAUUUCUGCUUGAAGAUCGUCAGACGCAACUCUGGGAGAUACUGAUGUAUUAUCUGAACGCGAAAGAAGCGAACUCGGAGAGAUCGGCAGAAGUCCUAUCAAUGUUCUUUUCUCUGGGUUGUAUGCAGCUUGGUCAGGAUUAUUCGGCGUCUCAAUCAUUCCCCCGUGCACUGUCAGCACUAAACGACUUGGCUCAAUACGGAUUCAUAUAUCGCCCUUCGCCUGACUCAGAUCAAUUCUUCCCUACACAUCUGGCGACUGCAUUGUGUAGUGGCGAUGCGGUAGCUACAAAGGGCCAGGAUGCGGACGAAAAGAGGUUCCUGAUUUUGGAAACGAACUACAAGAUUUAUGCUUACACCUCCAAUGAACUGGAAAUAGCCAUUUUGAAUCUAUUUGUCGAUAUUCGUAUACGUUACCCCAAUUUGAUAGUCGGUAAACUAGAUCGGAGAAAUGUCAAAUCAGCAAUGGAAAAAGGAAUUUCAGCCAGUCAAAUCAUAUCGUACUUAUCAAGUCAUGCUCAUCCACAAAUGUAUAAUUCGCCACCACCAUUAUUACACCCUACAAUAGUAGAUCAGCUUCAUCUUUGGGAUAGAGAGCGAAAUAGGCUUAAAUUGGAAGAUACUGUCAUGUUUGAAUUCUUCAGUAAAGAGCUGUUCGAAGAUACGGAAGCGGAAGCAAAUGCUAAUGCAGCUCUGCAAUUGGCUCUUCCAAAAGAGAAAUUCUUGUUCAUCGAACCUCAAACGAAAAGUGCUAUAACAGAAUUCGUCAAAGAACGUCAAAAUCAACUGAGGUCGGGUCUCUAA
Messenger RNA from Kwoniella shivajii, 1476 nucleotides. RefSeq lists its product as uncharacterized. Gene Ontology annotation, molecular function: ATPase activator activity; double-stranded DNA binding. Bases 1 to 1476 code for a protein of 491 amino acids. Gene Ontology annotation, cellular component: transcription factor TFIIH core complex; transcription factor TFIIH holo complex. The transcript is spliced from 10 exons. Gene Ontology annotation, biological process: nucleotide-excision repair. Lineage: Eukaryota; Fungi; Basidiomycota; Tremellomycetes; Tremellales; Cryptococcaceae. The record is from RefSeq and is a predicted model, not a curated record.